GAGGCGUUUAACAGCAGAUAAGAUAUCAAAUAGUCAGUGCAUCAUCUUGAAGUAUAACAAGUAUUGGACUAGUACCAUCUUACAAAAUGGACAAGAUCUUAAUUCCUUUUCUUCUGACUUUCAUUGUUCUCCUUAAAAAUGUGGAAUCAACGUCACUUGAAGCAAACCAGUUUGAGGAACUUGUCGUUUACAUCACAUCGUUAGAGUCAAAAUUGAAUAACGUUGAGCGCAAACUUUCAGUCGUAGAAAAUCAACUUGAAGUGCAAAUAUACAUAAAUCAGAAACAAGAAAAAGAAUUGCAAACACAUAAAGCGCAAAUCGAAUCACUUAAAACAGACAAUGGGCAGUUGAAGAAGAAAGUCGAAAUGUUUGAGAAACAACAUGAGCAUAUAGAUAGGUUUCUAAAGAGGAUCCUAAACUCGGGUGUUUUUGAAACAAAGACGAACAUAACAAAAAGGCGGAUAAAAAGCGACGUUCAACAGUACAAUCGUGAAUAUAACGAUAUUUCAUCACGCUUUGUUAGUCGAGAGGGCGAACGUGUAGCAUUUUCGGCUUUCCUUAGCAAAGACCUGACUAACUUAGGACCUGGUCAUACUAUACAAUACGGGGCAACAUACAUCAACGAGGGAAAUGCAUUUAACGCACAUACCGGCAUCUUCACAGUCCCUUUUGAUGGCGUCUACCUUUUCUUCUUCUCUUGUGAGGACUACCACAACCAUCGAAUUUUCGCUGACAUCUUGGUUGACGGUCACCGGAAGUCGUUGAUUUUGGAAGGAGGAGCCACUUUACAUUCAAUGGGAUCAAACUUGGUCAUUCUAAGACUGACUCAAGGUCAAUCUGUUUGGGUGGCAAUUGACAUUAACGGCAACAACGACUCUUUGCAAAACUCCGCAACCACAUUUUCUGGUGUAUUUUUAUACUAUUAGAACACUUGCAUUUAUUGUAUCGAGUGCUAGAACAAUAAAUGCUGAAAAAUUACAAUCAAUUUUAUUGUA
This is a messenger RNA of Ruditapes philippinarum (Manila clam), 995 nucleotides long. Its product is annotated as heavy metal-binding protein HIP-like. The record is from RefSeq and is a predicted model, not a curated record. NCBI's taxonomy places the organism in Eukaryota, Metazoa, Mollusca, Bivalvia, Venerida, Veneridae. The transcript is spliced from 2 exons. Gene Ontology annotation, molecular function: protein binding. The coding region runs from base 87 to 926 and encodes 279 amino acids.